CUCGUAUAAUACUCAUAAAUAGUUACAUUUCUUCUUCGUUUGGGAAUAAAAAAGCAGCCAUGACUGGAGGUUCUUCUUCUUCCUUGAAUACCACCCCUGUUUGCCAUGACGGAACAGGAAAUCCUUGUGAUCAGCUCCCUGCUCUGCAAAAGCAUGUAAUGUUUUUUGAUAUCAACCAAGAUGGAAUUGUUUAUCCAUGGGAAACGUAUCAAGGUUUUAGAAUACUUGGAUUUGGGAUCCCACUAUCAACUUUUGCAGCCUUGUUUAUUAAUAUUGGGCUCAGUAAGAAGACUCGACCGGGCAAAUGGCCAUCUCCUCUCUUCCCGAUUGAGGUGAAAAAUAUCAAAUUUGCGAAACGCGCUAGUGACUCAGGCGUAUUGGAUUCAGAAGGAAGGUUUGUUUUGUCAAAGUUUGAGGAAUUUUUCAAAAAACACGCACGAUCAAGUGCAAAUGGUUUCACAUCGAAGGACUUGGAUCAAAUGCUCAAGGAAACCAAGAAGCCUAACGACUUUAUGGGAGGGAUUGCUGCAUUCUCUGAGUGGAAAGUGUUUUAUUUGUUAGCCAAAGACAAGCAUGGAUUUCUGACAAAAGAAGCUAUAAGAGGAGUUUAUGAUGGUAGCCUCUUUGAAACAAUUGCCAAAGAACGCGCAACCAAAUAAUGUGACAUUUGAAGACGUGAUAACAAUUCACAACUUUAAAAUGGCCGGGUCUGUUUGUAUCAUUCGAUCAUACUGGAUGGAGUUGUGGAGAAAAUAAAUUAUACUCCGUAUAUUGCACAAUACAUAUUAAUAUAUUAUUUCACUUUUACGUUUCAAUAUACUUCGUACUCCGUAAAGGAUUGCAUAUGUACACUUACAAAUACACUUUAUCUACUUCGUUCAAAUUUCAAUGUACUCUACUUAUUCAAAUUGAUAUUUCAAAAUUUUAAUUUGUUAUUAGGUCGUAUGUGGUUGGGCUU
This is a messenger RNA of Cuscuta epithymum, 958 nucleotides long. The record is from the annotation of a GenBank genome assembly. Lineage: Eukaryota; Viridiplantae; Streptophyta; Magnoliopsida; Solanales; Convolvulaceae.